AUGGCGUCUUCAUCAAUCACUACGCGUUCGCAAUACCUCGCUCAGAUUUUUGAGCUGGUAGAGCUAAUCCUCAUUCAUCUUCCUCCCCAUGAUCUCAUCCGCUAUCAGCUGGUUUCUCCCCUAUGGAAAGCUGUAAUCGAUGCAUCUCCUUAUCUGCAAUCUCAUCUGUUUCUUCGAACGUUGGCAAGUGUACCAAACACCAGCUCACCCUCCGUACGCUUGAGAACGCCAAAGUCCCGAGUCUUAGCAACCCUUACCAAUGAGAGCGCCAUACCCAAUCCUUUAUUGACUCCGAGGUUCUUCAGCGUCAGCAUUUCCUGGUAUAAAAUCCCGAGUCUCACUAUCACCCCGGCUGAAUUCCAACGACUUCAAGCGAUGUCGGACUCUUCUCCAACAACCGCAACCUGGCGGCGAAUGUUGCCUAUUCAGGACGAGCGAGGCUUUCGGCUAUCAUUCACCCCUACCGAAAGCGCAUCAGUAUCCUUCUAUUGCUCCGGUGCAACUACGAUGGGAGAAGUCGUCGACGAGAUGUUGCAUGUGCGAAAUAUAACACAAACACGAGAACGUCGCUGGAAGGAGAACCUUCGAACAGUCCUUGAGAACAGAGCUCCUGCUCGUCCGACCACUGCAGAGGAAUCAUUUCUUGACCCCAUCCCGGGGGCCCGAGAGAGGAUCAUGCGCAUUAAUGCGGCUAUGACACGACGCAUGGCAUGA
This is a messenger RNA of Eremomyces bilateralis CBS 781.70, 714 nucleotides long. RefSeq lists its product as uncharacterized. The record is from RefSeq and is a predicted model, not a curated record. The transcript has a single exon. Gene Ontology annotation, molecular function: protein binding. Lineage: Eukaryota; Fungi; Ascomycota; Dothideomycetes; Eremomycetales; Eremomycetaceae. Bases 1 to 714 code for a protein of 237 amino acids.